AUGCGAGCGCAGUAUGGCGAGCUGCUCACCCAGCAUGUUAACAUCCGGCGUGGCUGGCUUGAGAAGGUCGAGCAGGAGACUGAAGACGAACCAGCACAGCGCCAGGAGCAGCGUGGUGACGUCAUUGUGCGCGAGGGUUGCCCCAUCUUGGCCGCGGCGGCUUUCUGGUUGAUCGGCGGGAUCGUCGGUGCUUCGGCAGGCGCGCUCGGCUUCUACGUCAUCUCGUACGUGUUGGGACUUCAAGCCCCGCCCACGCGGCCCGAGGCGCCACCAGAGAGGGACGACGGCACCGUGUGCUACUCGCACGAGUGCCUGGCCGCGGCCGAAUACCUGCGCGACCAGCUUAACCCGCUGCUCGAGCCGUGCCGCAACUUCACGGACCACGUGUGCGGGCGCUUCCACGGACCCGGACAUAGCCUCGUGGAGCUGCAGUCGUGGCGCACCCAGAUCGAGGUGAUGAGGACGGCAGGUCAUCGCUUGUCCGGCGCACGUGGCAAGGCCUCGCAGCUGCUGAGACAGUGCCUGUUUAUCUACUCGGUCACCACGUCCAGCCACCAGGCGCUGCGGGACUUUAUGAAGCGGCUCAAUCUCUUCCUGGACAGCCCGCCUCCGACGGCGCCCGUCGCGUCAGACCAGGUGUUGGCACUGCACGUGGAGCUGUCCUACACAUACGGGGUGAGCGGUCUGCUGCGCAUUCGGCCAAGCCUCGCUCGCUCUCUCUCGGUGGAGUUGGACGGCGUAGCCUUGACGGCUUCGCUGAAAAGACAGAGGGAUCUUUCGCCCGUGAAAGACCUGAAGUUCGCUGGCGUGAGUGCGAACGCGUUCGCCGACGCCAUCGAGGCGAAGACUGCGUACCGCCGAGACGCGAACGUGUUCGAGAGUAGCCAGCUGAUGACGCUGCUGGAGAGCGUGUGGCGCGAGUUCUCCGUCAGCGCUGACCUGUUCCUGUGGACCAGCUGGUACGUUCUCGACGAGCUGGCUCCUUUCGUCGAAACGUCGGUGGCCACCCACACGCGAAGUGCCAUAUCCUUCGGUCUGGCCUGCGUGGAGAUGGUAUCGCACACCAUGGCCCCAGCACUGGCUGCGCUCAUUCGCUUGUCACAAGUCACGAACAAGGCUCGCCACCAGAUAACCACAAUGACCAACGUCCUCGCCAGUUGCCUGAAGGAAAAGACUCCUUGGAUAUCCCCGUUCGCGACACCUCCUCGGGUGAUCGUGGGCUUUCCUCCGCAUGCCGACAGCGUGGAGCGGCUGGAUGCCUUCUACGCCACGUUUCCGGUGUCGCGGCAGCUGACCAACGCCUUCUUCGCCGACUGGGUGGCGGGGGCUGACGAGCGUGCAUUGCGCCUGUCCGCCGACCAGGACCACGUGGACGUGUUCGGGCUGGACAUUGACGUGGGCGCCGACGGCACGGUCGUCGUGCCGGCAGCUCUGUUCGCGCUGCCCUUCUUCGUGCCUGACGGUCCGGUGGCGCUCAACGUCGGCGGGCUCGGACACUUGAUCGCCAGGCGGCUCGCUCAGAGGUACCUGGUGCCGAACUCAGUCCUGCCCGCCGGGUGCCAAGCCUCGGCCUCGGGCAGCGAAGCCGGCUGGCUCCUGCCGAACCUGCUUGCGUACUCGUGCAUUGGUCACGCGCUGUCCGCGCUGAAUGGAAGCCACCAACGCCGUCUGCCUCAGCUCGCUGGGCUCAAGCCGGAAACGAUCAUGUACACCGUCGGCUGCCUGAAGGAUUGCAUCGCACGACGUGGAGGACUGGGUCGUUGCACGGCGUCGUCGCAGGGCCUGAAAGCGUUCGAGGAGGCGUUCUCGUGCGACUUGAAAGGACAACAGGGUCUCACCUGCACGUUGUGAUAACAUUUUCACGCACAAGAGUCCGUUCUCUCACAAGAACAUUAUACCAUUUGGUGAAGAUACGAGGUGGAACAAACAAGAAAACGCCAUCGAAUAAAAAUUAUACUUUUUUCCU
Molecule: messenger RNA, 1966 nt
Organism: Dermacentor andersoni
Lineage: Eukaryota; Metazoa; Arthropoda; Arachnida; Ixodida; Ixodidae
Source: RefSeq, a predicted model, not a curated record